AACCAAAGCAAAGUUAGAAAAAGGAGAGCAGGGAUUUGUCCACCUUUUGUUCCCUUUAUCCCCCGCCACUCCUUUUUCCCUUCUUGUGCUCCGCGCGGCCUCCCUUUCUAUAAGUAGCCCCCACCCAGUACGAGCUCUCCAAGUGCACGCUAACAAAAAAAAAUAAAGAUAGAAAAGAUACACGCGAUAUAGUGAUCAGUGUGAGUAAUAAGUUUCCAAAGGGAAUUAAUGGAGAAGGUGUAUUUAGUAGGGGGGAGGAGAAAGAUAAGAGAAGUGAUGAGUUUGAGUUGUUUGGAGGAGGAAGUUGAGGAGGAGGAGGAGGAGUGCGGAGGGAGGGUGGCGGUGAUACCGCCACCGCAGACGCCGAAGGAGCCGAUGGAGUUCUUGUCGCGGUCGUGGAGCGUGUCGGCGUCGGAGAUAUCGAAGGCGCUGCUUUCCGGGAACAAGAAGCGGAACUUCGUCGUCGACCGCUUGCCGGAUAUGAUGAUCCCCGACACGCUGGUGUUCGCCGCCUCCGCCGCGAAGAACCACCGCCCCAUCGGCGAACGUCGAGCUAAACACUCUAUCAUAACCCACCACCAAACGAUCGGCAGGUGGUUUCAUCACAAGGAGCAGAAUAGAAUAAGAGAGAGCAGUAAAGAGAAGGCCCGCGCCGAAAAAGCUCGAAUUCACGCUGCGGUAGCGGUGGCAGGAGUGGCCACAGCCGUCGCUGCUGUUGCCGCAUCUGCGAAUUCAGAGAACCAGACCCCGAAGAUGACUGCGGCGAUGGCCUCUGCAACGGAGUUACUGGCGUCGCACUGCGUCGAGAUCGCAGAGCUCACGGGGGCCAGCCACAUGCAGGUGGCCUCGGCGGUCGAGUCUGCGGUCGACGUCAGAACCCCUGGAGAUCUCAUGACUCUCACUGCAGCUGCUGCAACAGCUUUGAGAGGAGCUGCGGCUUUGAAACUGAGAGUGCAGCGCGAACCGAGGAGCAUUGCGGCGGUCACUCCCUAUGAAAGGGGUCCUUGUUCAAGCCCCGACAUCUGGUGCAAAGAAGGUGAUCUGUUGAAACGCACCGGCAAAGGUAUCUCUCAAUUUACUAUUCACAAACUUAAUCUGCUGAAAAGUUCUGUAAUUAAGAUUGCAUAUCUUGCCGUUCAUUAUUCAGGGGCUCUACACUGGAAACGAGUAUCUGUGUACAUCAACAAAAAAUCACAGGUGGUACUAAAGCUCAAGAGCAAACAUAUAGGAGGUGCACUUUCGAAGAAGAAGAAGAGUGUUAUAUAUGGCGUAUACGAUGAGCUCCAGCCAUGGACACGGCAGGUGAGAGAAUCCACAGAGGAGAAGUGCUACUUCGGACUGAGAACGGCACAAGGUCUAAUAGAGUUUGAAUGUGAGAAUAGAAGCGAAAAAAAGAAUUGGGUCGGUGGAGUGCAAAACUUGCUACGCCAAGUAGCCGGCAGGACCGAUCGAAUAGAGCACUCUCUGGAGUCCCUAAAACUUGGUUAAUGUAAACAAUGAAUAGAGCCAAUUUUGUCGACAUAGAUGUACUUGCAGCAAAAUAUAUGUAUAAAUAUGAAGUUGUGGAGUUUCUCCUCUUAUGUA
Ananas comosus (pineapple) is the source of this 1584-nucleotide messenger RNA. Its product is annotated as VAN3-binding protein. The transcript is spliced from 5 exons. Bases 229 to 1488 code for a protein of 419 amino acids. NCBI's taxonomy places the organism in Eukaryota, Viridiplantae, Streptophyta, Magnoliopsida, Poales, Bromeliaceae. The record is from RefSeq and is a predicted model, not a curated record. Gene Ontology annotation, biological process: phloem or xylem histogenesis; auxin-activated signaling pathway; leaf vascular tissue pattern formation.